UUGAUUCUCUCUCUAGAUUUGUUUAUUGUAGAGAGAGAAAGAGCGUGUUUGGUUUAGCCGUCCCGUUUGUUUUCCUCGUCGUCGUCACCUCUUCAAAGAUAGGGAAAUAAAAAAGCGAAACUUUGAAGAAAAAGGUGGAAUUCGCCACUGUUGGGGGAAAAUGUUUCAAUCGAUCGGAGCUAGGGCUUUGUUCACAAUGAAGAUUCAAAAUGCCCAUUUCUGAGAAUUCCAGCUCCGCUCUCAUUGCCAAGCUUCGGAAUUUAGGGGUUUUUUCGCAUAAAUGGACGUCGAUUCCGCUAUGCCCGGCGAGCCCGAUCAGGAUCCGUCGGCGGACUCCACCACUGCUAAUACGGUUGCGCUUCUGUCCAACGAAUCUCAAUCCUCGUCGCCGCAGCUGCAGCAGGAACAGAGCAAUAAUAGUACUAGCGGGGCGAUUGUGGGCGGACCACGCUGCGCACCGACCUAUACUGUGGUGAACGCGAUAAUUGAGAAGAAGGAGGAUGGUCCAGGCCCGCGAUGUGGUCACACGCUGACAGCGGUGCCGGCGGUUGGGGAGGAGGGGAGUCCUGGGUAUAUUGGGCCGAGGUUAAUUCUUUUCGGAGGGGCAACGGCGCUCGAAGGCAAUUCAGCUGCAUCGGGAACUCCUUCUUCCGCGGGAAGCGCUGGAAUCCGGUUGGCUGGGGCUACGGCCGACGUGCAUUGCUAUGAUGUAUUGGCAAAUAAGUGGUCUUGUGUUACCCCAAUUGGGGAACCACCCACACCUAGGGCAGCUCAUGUUGCCACUGCUGUAGGUACGAUGGUUGUUAUUCAGGGUGGGAUUGGUCCUGCUGGUUUAUCGGCCGAAGAUCUUCAUGUUCUGGACCUUACACAGCAACGACCGAGAUGGCAUAGGGUUGUGGUGCAUGGUCCUGGCCCAGGGCCACGGUAUGGGCAUGUAAUGGCUUUGGUAGGUCAGCGGUAUUUAAUGUCAAUUGGUGGAAAUGAUGGGAAGCGGCCUUUAGCUGAUGUAUGGGCAUUGGACACUGCUGCAAAGCCAUAUGAAUGGAGGAAACUAGAGCCCGAGGGUGAAGGGCCACCUCCAUGCAUGUACGCAACUGCAAGUGCACGCUCUGAUGGUCUUCUUCUGCUUUGUGGUGGAAGGGAUGCGAAUAGUGUUCCACUAGCUAGUGCAUAUGGGCUUGCUAAACACAGAGAUGGUAGGUGGGAAUGGGCCAUUGCACCUGGUGUCUCACCAUCACCAAGGUAUCAACAUGCUGCGGUUUUCGUUAAUGCACGCCUUCAUGUAUCUGGAGGGGCACUUGGUGGUGGACGCAUGGUAGAGGACUCCUCAAGUGUUGCUGUUUUGGAUACCGCAGCUGGAGUUUGGUGCGAUACAAAGUCUGUUGUCACAACACCAAGAACAGGUCGAUACAGUGCUGAUGCUGCUGGAGGAGAUGCAGCAGUUGAAUUAACAAGGCGUUGUAGGCAUGCUGCUGCUGCUGUUGGUGACUUGAUAUUCAUUUAUGGUGGUCUACGUGGUGGGGUGCUUCUUGAUGAUUUGCUUGUUGCUGAAGAUCUGGCUGCUGCUGAAACGACUACUGCAGCUUCUCAUGCUGCAGCUGCGGCAUCCCAUUUGCAGCAAGGGAGUUCACAAGGCACAUAUGGAUAUAAUGAUGAUAGAACAAGGGUUCCUCUAACUGAAUCUGCCGCUGAUGGGGCUGUUGUUGUUGGAAGUCCUGUUGCCCCUCCUGUCAAUGGUGAUAUCUAUACAGAUAUAAGCACAGAGAAUGCGAUGCUACAGGGUUCUCGACAACUAAGUAAAGGUGUCGAGUACUUGGUUGAAGCUGCUGCAGCUGAAGCUGAGGCUAUAAGUGCCACAUUAAAAGCUGCUAAAGCUCGACAAGUUAAUGGAGAAGUUGAGCUGCCAGACAGAGAUCGUGGGGCUGAGGCAACACCAAGUGGAAAACAAACUACAUUGAUUAAACCCGACUCUGCAAUGUCAAAUAAUUCUAUCCCAGCUGGAGUUCGACUUCAUCAUCGUGCUGUGGUUGUAGCUGCAGAGACUGGUGGUGCCUUAGGUGGUAUGGUUAGACAACUGUCAAUUGAUCAGUUUGAAAAUGAAGGCAGACGGGUCAGCUAUGGAACUCCAGAAAGUGCAACAGCAGCUAGGAAACUUUUAGAUCGACAAAUGUCAAUUAAUAGUGUACCUAAGAAGGUUAUUGCUCAUCUUUUGAAACCUCGUGGGUGGAAGCCUCCAGUUCGAAGACAAUUUUUCUUGGACUGUAAUGAGAUUGCUGAUCUUUGUGAUAGUGCUGAGAGAAUAUUUGCAAGUGAACCAAGUGUGCUACAGCUGAGGGCUCCUAUUAAGAUAUUUGGUGAUUUGCACGGUCAAUUUGGAGAUCUUAUGAGGCUUUUUGAUGAAUAUGGAUCUCCUUCUACUGCAGGAGACAUCUCAUAUAUUGAUUAUCUCUUCUUGGGGGACUAUGUUGAUCGUGGCCAGCAUAGCUUGGAAACCAUUACCCUUCUCCUCGCUUUAAAGGUUGAAUAUCAACAUCAAGUACAUUUAAUCCGCGGCAAUCAUGAGGCUGCUGAUAUCAAUGCCCUUUUUGGUUUUCGGAUCGAGUGCAUUGAGCGUAUGGGUGAGAGAGAUGGAAUAUGGGCAUGGCAUCGGAUAAACAGAUUGUUUAAUUGGCUUCCUCUGGCCGCAUUAAUUGAGAAAAAGAUUGUCUGCAUGCAUGGUGGUAUUGGGAGAUCUAUAAACCAUAUCGAACAGAUUGAGAAUAUUCAACGUCCAAUUCCUAUGGAAGCAGGGUCAAUUGUUCUUAUGGACUUAUUGUGGUCCGAUCCCACUGAAAAUGACAGUGUAGAAGGUCUGCGGCCAAAUGCAAGAGGUCCUGGAUUAGUGACAUUUGGGCCUGAUCGUGUCAUGGAAUUCUGUAACAACAAUGAUCUUCAGUUGAUAGUCCGAGCACAUGAAUGUGUAAUGGACGGCUUUGAAAGAUUUGCUCAGGGACACUUAAUUACUCUUUUUUCUGCAACAAACUACUGUGGUACUGCGAAUAAUGCUGGUGCUAUCUUGGUUUUGGGUAGAGAUUUAGUAGUUGUGCCUAAACUCAUUCAUCCGUUGCCCCCUGCAAUUUCAUCUCCUGAAACAUCUCCAGAACGUCAUGUAGAAGACACGUGGAUGCAGGAGCUAAAUGCUAACCGACCACCUACGCCUACUAGAGGCCGACCUCAAGUCACUAAUGAUCGAGGUUCUCUUGCUUGGAUUUAGAAUAUAAUCCCAGAUAACUGUCUACGACAUCUUCUGGCCUUAUGCUAACUCCCGGGCUUUCCAGCCAUGUGUACAUAGCAUGAUACCAUCAGGAGAAUUAUGCAAAGAGGUAUGCUUAUAUGUACUGUGCACAUUCCUCUUUGUGGCUUCAAGGCCUUGAGAUCCCGAUAUGUUUCAUACGGUUGAGGAGCACUCUGAGGAAAAGGCGACGAGAUCAAGCGAGAAAUGUGUAUACUUUUGCAUUUUUUGAGAUGUCUUCUGUACAUGAGAGAUCAAAGUAGUCAGUACUGUCAUUUCUUUGUUGGGUGGGCAGGUUACGGCAUUCAUCAUUAGUUCUUAUAUUUCUCUCUUGUUUCUUAGGUUAGGUGUAUCAUUUUAGUCUUCUUCUAUUUUAAGAGGGGGUGAGGUUUGUAUACGUGGUUGGUGGGAUAUCUCUUGGUCAUUCAUGUAUAAUAAUAGAGUGAGGGUGUUGCCUUGUAUAAUUAGUGUCUACUUUUCCUAUAAUGUUUCCUUUUACAAUUCUUGUUUGGAAUAGCGAUAUAUCUUUUUUGAGUAUUGGCCAUA
This is a messenger RNA of Salvia hispanica, 3817 nucleotides long. RefSeq names its product serine/threonine-protein phosphatase BSL3. Gene Ontology annotation, molecular function: phosphoprotein phosphatase activity; protein binding. The record is from RefSeq and is a predicted model, not a curated record. Gene Ontology annotation, biological process: brassinosteroid mediated signaling pathway. NCBI's taxonomy places the organism in Eukaryota, Viridiplantae, Streptophyta, Magnoliopsida, Lamiales, Lamiaceae.